UCUACCACAGUAGUCACUGCCAGCUGUCAGAAGGGAGUCUGAACUCUUACUGUUGUGAAGCCCUUAGGCUGAGGGGUCUGUUACGUCAGAGAGGAGGUAGUGAGUACCCUGAGUGCACCUCCAGCUGUUUGGAAGGGGCCAGCACCAAACGGACCCGCGCGCUGAAUUCGAACUGAACUGUCACAAGAGGACUCCAGUGUAGACGAUAGUAUGCAGAACGAUAUGAUUGAAGCAUAUCAGGAAGAGAUUAAAGCCUUGCAGGAAGAGAUCUCUGAAUUAAAACAGAAGUACAAAGAGAAUGAGAAGGAAGUUAUUUACCUUUCCAGUGUCAAUCUUAAGAAGACUUUAUUAUCAUAUCACGGAAAAACAGUAGCUGACCAUGAGCUGAAAAAGGAGAUGGCAGUAAUGACUCCUGACCUUGACCACUGCACAAAUGAAAUUCAGUUCUUUAACAAUAUCUCUGGUAUACAUUUUACCAAAUACUUCAAGAAAAGAGAGCACAAGUCUGAUAAUGAAGACCUGUAUAAGCACAGGUUGAUUGGUCAGUGUCAGUCCCUCACAUUUCAGAUGGAGUUUGAAACGCUAAAUCCAAAGCAGAAUAAUGGAGAGAGUUGCUGUGACGUUACUAACCUAAAUAUCAUCAUGGGAUGCGGUGAACAUUCAGAUUUAAGCAAAUUCAUCUCUAGGACUGAAGAACGAAAGAGUUUAUUGGCCUUUUUUCGCACGCUUUCCAGCUUUGCAGAGUGGGGUGCAUAUCGUAACAAUAUCUUUGCCCAAUUUAAGGAAAAGUAUCCAUCAACUAUUGGACUUCCUCUUGGAUCCUCGGGGGAAUAUAUGGUUCUAAGAAACCCAAAACUUCCCAGGUGUGAACUGCUGCUUGUCUGGAAAAUCCAAAUAGAUGAGGAAGGAACAGUAACACCAGUCCUGGAUUUAUUACCCAAAAUACCAGAGCAAGCAUUAGCCCUGGAUAAACUACAGGUCAUUGAAGGUGCUGCUAAAGGCUUCAAAAAUCUACUCCAGUCCUUUGGAAUUGAAAGCUCCAUUGAGAACAUCAUUCAAGUUUUCUGCUAAACUGGAAAGUGGGAAUAAAAAAAACGUGCUGAUUUGAAGGUGUAAAAACUGAAAGAGACAAGGUUUUUGAAUAAUUACCC
This is a messenger RNA of Pelobates fuscus (common spadefoot toad), 1151 nucleotides long. It is a transcript of the gene CENPP, whose product is annotated as centromere protein P. The record is from RefSeq and is a predicted model, not a curated record. NCBI's taxonomy places the organism in Eukaryota, Metazoa, Chordata, Amphibia, Anura, Pelobatidae. Gene Ontology annotation, biological process: CENP-A containing chromatin assembly. The transcript is spliced from 9 exons. Gene Ontology annotation, cellular component: nucleus; chromosome, centromeric region. The coding region runs from base 211 to 1071 and encodes 286 amino acids.